UAGAGGAAACAUUUUGGCUCAAACAAACGCCUCUUUGGGUUAAUUUCUGAUCUCAACACGCAUUUUUGAUCUUUACUACCGUUUUUUAAUUGUCUCACCCGCUCUUAACUCUCCCUCGAUGCAUAUUUUAUAUCAACCUCUUGUCUACUAUAUAAGACAAAUCAAACUUGCAAAAAGUAUCAUUCAACUGUCAACAGUCAUCAACAAAACAAUUCUUUCAAAAACUCUUAGUCUCUUUUUCAUCAAUUUUCAUCAUGAAUCAAUUUGUUGCCAUCGCUUUCUUUGCUCUUGUAGCCAUCGCUAGUGCUUACAACCACGCUGACGGUGGUCACAGUACCAUCAACCGACACCAAGAUGUUAGUGGAAAGUACGAUUUCGGUUACCAUAUUAAUGACCCUUGGGGAUCAUCCAACUACCGACAAGAAUCUGGUGAUGGUUGGGGUAAUGUCCACGGUUCAUAUGGUCUUAAACUUGCCGAUGGUCGUCACCGAACUGUGAACUAUGUUGCCGACAAAAGUGGAUUCCGAGUUAAAUUGGACUCCAACGAACCAUCUGUUGGCUCAGUCGACUCUGCUGAUGCCAUCUACAAUGGUGCUGACCCUGCUGGUCACAGCCACACUCAUGUUGUCUCAGGACACAAAGGAGGUCAUCAUGAAGGCUCAUGGGAAGGUGGAUAUGAACACCAACAACAUGUCCCUCACCAACAACAUGGCCACGACUCAUGGAACAAGAAAGACUCAUGGAAACAUGAAACCAAACACGACAAUUGGGGUAAACACUAAGAUGAUUUCUAAAUGGCCUCAACUUCAAUACUCUCAUCCCUUUUAAUUUCCCUUUCUUACUUCCUUUGUAAACUUUAUUUUAAUUCCGAAUCCUGUCCAUCAUCAUCAUCUUCAUUUCCAUCAUCUUCAUUGCUCCCCCUUCUCUCUUUCUCACUCACUCCACAUUCGAAAAGUCAAUGCUCAAUUAUUGUUGGUACCUUUUAAAUGAUGGAAUACAUUUAAUCAUCACCACAGCGGAUUGAAAAGUUUUCCUCCAUCACUUUAAUUGUCAUCCACAUCAAUUUAAGGGUUGAUUGCAUCACUUCAUUCAAAACAAUUCACCUUCGCUUUGACUUCGCACUUCGCUGGUUCAGACGAAACACAACGAAAAACAUCAACACCAAGUGAUCAGGGUUAUUUAUGAUAAUUAAAUACAAUCAAAAAUCACUGAUUUGACUGUAAAUUAGCAAAUUAGAUAAAGUUAAAUUAGUAUGUAACAUUGUUAUGUAAAAUAGAAAAACCAUAAUUUUGUUAUUUUAAUAAAGAAUUAAGCCAAUUUAAAAUAUCGGAAAAUUUAUUUCGUUUCUAAUUUACAAAAGAAUUAAUUAUUAGACAAUUAGAUGUUUCCUGUCGAUUAUGAUUGCAGAUUAAAAGAUAAUCAAUUAAUUGAUUGAUAAAAAAUCAUAAUUAUUUCUCUUUUUAUUGAAUAUUUAUAUUAGUAGUUAAUGUUAUCAAAAUUGAUUGAAGAGACAAACACAAUCACUCACACACCUUAUUACACAAUACGGUAAUUAAAUUAAUUAUAAACGAUAUCGUAAUAAAUCACCUUAAAUUGUUAAUUACAAUUAAGGAAGGAAAGGAAUGAUAAACGAAAUGAAAAGGGAAAAA
Messenger RNA from Panonychus citri (citrus red mite), 1649 nucleotides. RefSeq names its product cuticle protein 14-like. The record is from RefSeq and is a predicted model, not a curated record. The coding region runs from base 255 to 782 and encodes 175 amino acids. The transcript has a single exon. Gene Ontology annotation, molecular function: structural constituent of chitin-based larval cuticle. Gene Ontology annotation, cellular component: chitin-based extracellular matrix. NCBI's taxonomy places the organism in Eukaryota, Metazoa, Arthropoda, Arachnida, Trombidiformes, Tetranychidae.